This is a messenger RNA of Alternaria burnsii, 945 nucleotides long. RefSeq lists its product as uncharacterized. Lineage: Eukaryota; Fungi; Ascomycota; Dothideomycetes; Pleosporales; Pleosporaceae. The coding region runs from base 1 to 945 and encodes 314 amino acids. The record is from RefSeq and is a predicted model, not a curated record. The transcript has a single exon.
AUGGAAUCCUUCCAGUGGACGCUUCCCAACAAUGGCACACUCACAGGCGCUCAUUAUAUCCCAUCGCCUUCUCCAUCUCCCGCGCAGGUCGACUUUCGCCCUCUAGUCGUUGGCCUUCAUGGUGGAUGCUACGAUCAUCAAUAUUUCGAUGCCCUCCCAAAGUACUCCGCAUCAGUUGCAAGCCACGCGUUUGGCAUCCCCUUUAUUACAAUCGAUCGACCAUCAUACGGCGGCACAAGCUCGGUUCUACCUAUCCCGGAAGGAUCCGAUUUCACUCAAGAAAGCGCCCUUGCGAUGCACAACUCAAUACUUCCAGAAAUCUGGUCUAGACUCGGAGCGCCAAGUGGUUGCAAUUGUAUCGUGUUGCUUUGCCACAGUCUGGGUGUUAUGGUAGGCGUCGCAACCGCUGCCAUGCACGCGCAAGACAAAACGCCACUCUAUCCUCUAGGUGGCUUGAUUGCCAGUGGCAUGGGCAAUGAGCAAUCUGCGUCAAUGAAAGGCACCACUCCUUCCUAUCCUCGCGUCGAUGACAAUCACGCACUGAUGGAUGUAAAAAUGAAGGACUCUGUUAUGUUUAAACAGGGAACAUUUCCACUAGAAAUGCUUGGAGAAAGCGAACGCUUAAAUGCUAUUUGCCCUAUACCAGAAAUUACUGGGUUCUCAACUGAAUGGAUGCCAGUAUGGAAAGAAAAAUGGGCCAAGGCAGUAAAAACACCUGUAAUGUAUUCACUUGUUGACGAUGAUCCUUUCUUCGUCUCUACAGUGGGGGAGGUCGAGCGAUGCGUACAAGCGUUUACUAACAGUGUACGCGUGGACGGAAGUCUCCUACAAGGUGCUCCUCAUUGUGUUGAGCUGAGCUAUUGGUCGCAAGGAUGGUAUGCGCGAUGUUUUGGCUUUGCCAUGGAGUGUGCUGCUAGCUUCGCUUGGGAACAAAAUAGAGAUUGA